Messenger RNA from Cotesia glomerata, 986 nucleotides. RefSeq lists its product as uncharacterized. The coding region runs from base 1 to 894 and encodes 297 amino acids. NCBI's taxonomy places the organism in Eukaryota, Metazoa, Arthropoda, Insecta, Hymenoptera, Braconidae. The record is from RefSeq and is a predicted model, not a curated record. The transcript has a single exon.
AUGAAAAUUUUCACUCUCGUUGACACUUGUUUUAAUUAUGUGUUGAAUAUGAAAAUUUUCGUAAAGAAACAGAGAAGAGAAUUUAGUAAUGGAUUGAAUAGUAUUGAAAAUUACGUAAAGCUUUUAAUGAAUGGAUUCAAGAGUAAUUUACUUUUAAUGAAUAAUUUAACCAGUUUUUCGCUAUUAAAAAAUCUUCUAAGAAAUAAUAUCACUGCAAUUGGUAAAUUAAAUGGUAGUGAGCCAGAAAUUCCUCCUGAAUUUCUGAUUAACUCUGAUAAAGAACAAGUCGCAUCUUUUUAUGAAUGUCAAAGUAAUUUAAUGCUUACGGAGUUUUCUGAUAAAGAAAAUAAAAAUAUGAUUAUAUUGUCAACUCUACAUACUACCGAAGAUAAUACAUACAAUCAAAAAUCAGCUCGUGAACGUUACAUAAAUGCGGUUCAUGCUACAGAGCGAUUAAAAAAGUUUUUUCUUGAAAAUUCAAUUUCUAGGAGAACACGCCGUUUUUCGACGAGAAUAUGGUUCCAUUUACUUGAUGUCGCUAGCUUAAACAGCUAUAUUGUGUAUUCGAUUAAUAAUAAUUUAAACAUUUCAAGGAGAGAUUUCAUCAAGCAAUUAGGAUUAUCACUUGUAGAUGAAGCAAUAAAAAAAAGAGCUAAGAAUAAAUAUUUGCCUCGACAAUUACGAGAAGAUGCUGCACAGUUUUCAUCUUCAGAUUCUUUUUGUCCUAAGCUAGCAGAAACAAAUGAUAAUAAGCCAAAACGUUGCUCUGUUUGUCCAAGAUCGAAAGAUGUAAAAAUACGAACUUCUUGUUGUUUGUGUAAAUUGUCAAUGUGUAAAAAGCAUAUGGUUUCAAUUUGUCCAAAAUGCAUUCAUUUGUUAAAUGAUGAACAAUAACAAAAUAACACUUUUUUUUAUUAAUUUUCGGACGGAAUAUAAAGUCUCGAAAAAAAAUUAUAAUUUUAUUAUUUGAAUAUAAUACGAUUGAA